Molecule: messenger RNA, 315 nt
Organism: Hypomesus transpacificus
Lineage: Eukaryota; Metazoa; Chordata; Actinopteri; Osmeriformes; Osmeridae
Product: olfactory receptor 51I1-like
Exons: 2
Coding region: 1-315 (104 amino acids)
Biological process (GO): G protein-coupled receptor signaling pathway
Cellular component (GO): membrane
Molecular function (GO): olfactory receptor activity
Source: RefSeq, a predicted model, not a curated record
AUGGGUGCAAUGGAGUUGAGCAAUAAUGGCAAGUUAGGGUUUGUAUUCAUAGGUUCUGUUUUGUAUACUUUUUCAGUGUUGUGUAAUCUAGCUUUGCUUUUGGUCAUAGCUGUUAACAAAAUGUAUAGGUUUCAAGGUAGUCCACGCCUGCUUCAGCAGAUGAUGGGGAUGCUAUUUGCAGUGGUUUCUCCGAGCCUCAAUCCACUGAUAUAUGGGAUUAAAAGUAAAGAGAUUAAAGUAAAACUGAAACAACUCUUCUUUCAGUUACCUGGUACAGGUGGCCUGAAAGUUCAAGUAAACACUGUCUCAAUGUAA